AUGUUUUCUCUUCCGACUGAAGUUCAACUUGAUGUAUUAAAAUGUUUUAAUUUUAAUCAAUUAUUCGCUGUUAAACAAACCAAUUUUUAUUUUUGCAAUUUAAUUAAUAAAUAUGAGGGGGAAUUGGCACGAAAGAAAUUCAGUGAAAUCUCAAUAUUUGAGCUUGACUCUUUUCGAAUGUCAAAUAUAGAUAAAUUGCUUGAACUAGAAUCUGGAGUUUUUGAAGUUACUUUAAAUGAUCAACUUAAGAAGAAGUGGCAAACAGCUAUAGACAAAUCAACUCCGUUAUUCUUAAAUAAUUCUGGGCCUGAUAGAGAGUUAAUGGUUACUAUUGAAAAAACAUUUAUCAAUUUAUCGGACACAAAAUCUUAUUAUAUUUUAAAAUUACCAAACUCUCCAAAAAACUUUAAAGAAAUGAUCAUUAUUCGUUGCUGGUUGCAACAUUUAUUUAAUUGUGCUUUUGAGUUUGGUUGUUUUGAUAAAAGCAUUUUUAACCCAGAAAUGAUCAAUAUAUUAUUUGAUAACGACAAAACAAGUCCUCCUAAAUUUAACAUUCAAGGAGCAACUUUAUAUGCUAGCAAUAAGACAUUCCAGAAUGUUUUAAGAACUUCUCUAAAUCAUUUAACGAUCUCUACAUGUCUUUAUAUUAAUUUACAAUCUGUUGAUAUCACAGAGCAACAUACAGAUAUUUUAUUUAACAUUUUAAUAAAUGAAGGCAAUAAAUUUUCAAAAAUUUACUUUACUAGUUCUAAAUUGACAAGGCUACAUGAUCUCAUUUUAAAAGUUGGUACCUUGUUCAUAUCCCCCACCCCCUAUUUUAGUCUCAAUAAUUUUUUUUCUUGUUAUCAAACAUUAUAA
Molecule: messenger RNA, 858 nt
Organism: Meloidogyne enterolobii
Lineage: Eukaryota; Metazoa; Nematoda; Chromadorea; Rhabditida; Meloidogynidae
Source: the annotation of a GenBank genome assembly